Sphenostylis stenocarpa is the source of this 2247-nucleotide messenger RNA. The record is from the annotation of a GenBank genome assembly. Lineage: Eukaryota; Viridiplantae; Streptophyta; Magnoliopsida; Fabales; Fabaceae.
AUGAGGGAAGGGAAGGGAAGGGUGAGUGUUGUUGGAGAGGUCCCGUUGGAGAUUAAGAACUGGGCAAUGGAGGGUCCCAACGGUCGGUUGGUUACCGGUUGGGGUGACACCGAUAGAGACCCGUUCACAACGGCGUUUGUGGCUAUCCUCUCACUUCUCACUAUCACUCCCCCUCUUCCUCUUUUACCCCUCCCUUUUCCCUUCAAUCUCCCAAAUGCCACUCACCCACCCAACAUUGCCAGACACUCCAUCACCCAACACCUUGUCUGCGUGUCCGCUUCUACUUGUUUUGUUGUUUCACUUUCCACUUGGGAAGUGGGAAAAUCUAUUGAAGGCAAAUAUAAUGGAAGAGCAUUUCAUUUUAUGAAACUGGGAUCUCGUCCAGAUACCUUUUACACUGCAGAGUCUGUUAGGACAAUCUCUUCUGAAGUUUCAAGUGACGUCAUAAUUCAAGUGAAAGGAACUAGAUAUCUUCUUCACAAGUUUCCACUGUUGUCCAAAUGUUUGCGCCUGCAAAGGCUAUGCUCAGAGGGUUCUGAUUCUCAUCACAACCAAAUAGUACAACUCCCUGAAUUUCCUGGUGGGGUGGAAGCAUUUGAGCUGUGUGCCAAGUUCUGCUAUGGCAUAACCAUCACUCUCAGUGCUUACAACAUUGUAACUGCGCGUUGCGCCGCGGAAUACUUGCAGAUGACUGAGGAUGUUGAGAAAGGGAAUUUGAUUUACAAGCUUAAUGUUUUCUUUAAUUCUUGCAUCCUUAAUGGCUGGAAGGAUUCCAUCGUGACUCUACAAACCACCAAAGCAUUGCCUCUGUGGUCAGAGGACUUGGCAAUUACCAGCAGAUGCAUUGAGGCCAUUGCCUCAAAGGUUUUAAGCCACCCCUCAAAGGUGAGUUUGUCACAUAGUCAUUCCCGGAGGGUAAGGGAUGAUGUGUCUUCUUGCAAUGGAACCGAAAGUCUGAGACACAAACCAGCAAGCAAGGGAUGGUGGGCUGAGGAUUUAGCAGAUUUGAGCAUAGACCUGUAUUGGAGAACCAUGAUAGCUAUCAAAUCUGGUGGCAAGACACCCUCAAAUCUCAUUGGUGACGCAUUGAAGAUUUAUGCAUCGAGAUGGCUACCAAAUAUCAGGAAGAAUGUGCAUGUCAAGAGGGAGACUGAAUCUGACUCGGAUUCAGAUUCUGCGAGUGAAGUAACUUCGAAGCAUAGACUGCUUUUGGAAUCAAUUGUGAGCUUGCUUCCAGCGGAAAAAGGUUCUGUUUCUUGCAGCUUCCUUCUUAAACUAUUAAAGGCAGCCAAUAUUCUCAAAGCCUCGGCUUCUUCAAAGGUGGAAUUGGCCACAAGAGUAGGACUUCAAUUGGAGGAAGCCUCGGUUAAUGAUCUUCUAAUACGUUCAGUGUCUAAGACAAAUAAUAUGAUGUACGAAGUGGACUUGGUGAUGACCAUAUUGGAACAAUUUAUGUUGCAAGGUCAGAGUCCCCCAACAAGCCCUCCAAGAUCAAGGUUGAUCAUCGAAAGGAGAAGGUCUCGUUCGGCAGAGAACGUUAACUUCGAGUUCCAAGAGAGUAGGAGGUCCUCCUCAGCUUCUCAUAGCUCAAAACUGAAGGUGGCAAAGCUAGUGGAUAGGUACCUUCAGGAGGUUGCCAGGGAUGUACAUUUGCCUCUGUCAAAAUUCAUUGCUCUUGCUGAAACUAUACCAGAUUUUGCGAGACAUGAUCAUGAUGACCUGUACAGAGCUGUUGACAUUUAUCUCAAGGCACAUCCAGAACUGAAUAAGAGCGAAAGAAAAAGACUAUGUCGAAUUCUAGACUGCAAAAGGUUGUCUAUGGAAGCUUGCAUGCAUGCAGCACAGAAUGAGCUACUUCCCCUCAGGGUGGUUGUCCAAGUUCUUUUCUUUGAGCAAGCACGAGCAGCAGCUGCCGGUGGCAAAGUGACUGACAUGCCAAGCAACAUCAAGGCAAUACUCACUGCUCAUGGCAUUGAUCCAUCGAAACACACAGCACCAUUGAGCACCACAACAAGCGUACAUGCCGAUGACAACUGGAGCGUUUCUGGAUUCAAGUCUCCAAAGUCAACUAGGAACCCAACUCUCAGAAUGAAGCUAGCUGAGGAUGACUUGGAUGAAAAUGUUGUGCCUCGUGAUGAAAUUGGGAGACCUUCUAGAUUUAAGGGUCUACUUGCUCUUCCAACUCAACCCAAACGCAUGUUUAGUAAGUUGUGGGCUAUCAACAGAACUGCCACUGAAAAGAAUUAA